GAGCGGGCGCGGCGCCUAUAGCAACAGCGGCCGCAAACACCGCCGGAGCGUCCCGGAGCGGGGCGGGCAGCGCGGAGGAGCCGGGCCGGGCUGACGGGCACACGGGCGUUCUGCGGGAACCCGAUGGCGGCUGCCGGAGCCUUCGCCUGUCCCCGCUGCCGCUUGGCCUUCGGCUCCUUGGCGCUGCUCAGGGCGCACCGAGAGCGGUUCUGCAUCGGGGCCCCGGCGGGCGGCGGGACCGGGGAGGAGCCGGGAAGGGCGGCGGGACGGCGGGAGCGAGCGGUCACGAUGUCCCAGCACGAGGAUCAGCCCAAGCGACGCCAUGUGCUCCUGCUCUCCGGGCUCCCUCGGUCCCCUCUGGGACGUGAGGGCCCGGGCCGAGCCCGUGGGGCGCCCCUGGGUGACAUCCUCACACCCCGUGAGCGGGCGCUGCUCCGUGCCCCUGCUGUCAGCCGGCCGGCACAGCGGGGAGAGCCCAGCCCACCGCGGGGGGACCCACGAGUCCCGGAGCUGCUGGAGGCUCAUCAGCGCCACGUGGCUGAAAUCCGGGCCAGGACCCAGCAGCUGGAGCAGCAGAGAGAGCAGCUGAGCCGGCGCCUGGCAUUGCUGUGCAACAAGCAACUGUCACCAGAAAUGAACCGAGUCACGGAGGUGCCGUCAGACAGAGCUGGACACCAGCACCAAGGGGCUGCUGUCUACCUCGACACCCUCCUGCCACCCUCCGGGCCGCUGGCAGCUGAGGCCAGGGCACUGCGGCUCUCCUACCUGCGGGCUGGUGGCCACGAUGAGGCCACCCUGGCACAGCUGUUAGACCUCCAGCUGGAGGCCACGGCACUGGAGAAAAGGGCUGCACAGAAGAUGAGUAAGAACCAGCCCCAGCACAGAGCCCAGGGACAGGACCCCAUUGCUGUUGAGGCAGCACGGGGCCUGGAUGCGGCGCUGAUGGCUGUGGAGAUGGAGAACCAAAGGCUUGAGGGUGAGCUCCUGGCACUGAAGGUCCGGAGAGAGAUGCGAGCUGAUGUCGGAUCGCUGGCAUCCCAGCAGCGUGCAGAGGAGCUGGCUCAGCUGCAGGCAAAGAUGGAGAUUCUGCUGCGACGCCAAGCAGAGGGGAUGGGGCCGCGUCUGCCCCCUGCCGUCCUCCCACCGCCCGUGGCCCCUCCGCUCUCCCCAGCCUUCGCUCUAGCGGAUCCACUGAGGCCGACCCCGAGGACAGGAAGCCCCACAGCCUCCAGCCGCCCACUGGUGCCCUCCAGCCUCCCCAGCAUUCCCUUCGGAGCCCUGGAUGACCCCCCUCCUACUUAGGAGGCACCAGCUCAGCACAGAAGCCUUAAGCUCUUCAGCUCCUGGCCUUUUUCAGUGUAUGGACUAGCAAGUGCCAUGUUUGCAGUCACAUCAUGCAGAACAGAGCUGUACUAUUGCUCUGGAGUCAGAUGACACAGAACCAGCACCAACUUCACAAAAAUACAGUUCAGCCAUAGCAAGACAGGAGUGCAGGGAAGUAACACAGGGAACCACAGCCUCCUGCAGGAGCCACAUAAGCUCUGAUUACACCACUGCAGCACACAGGAGCAGUAUCACACCACAGUAACUGGUCAGAGAGAUGCUAACAGCCUUGUCUCACCUGCAGCAGGAGAGCAGAGAGGAAGGAGCCUGAGAGAGAAACAGGGACAGAACAAGGAAUGUUUGCUUACAAUCUUUAUUGAAGUCAUACAAAAGUUGCCAAAAAGUGAAAAAAUACACUAUAUACAAAACCAUUUUCCUUUGAAGGAGAGGAGUGUCCAAAGCUAAAGAAUUAUCAUACUGUGCUUUCAACUGCAGCCCCUGGUUCUGCUUGUGGCCUUUUCUCUGUCUAGAAGAAAAGAGAAGUAUUUGAUGUUUAUAAAACCAAGCCCUGCGCUACAGCACCAACUCAUGCAGCAGUUUCUCUCAUUUCAAGACAUAACCAUGCAUGCUUUGCUCAUCUGGAGCCCAGAACUACUCUGAAACAGUAACAAACGUAGGCCAGGUUAAGAACUUUAAAACCUUUAAGCAUCCUACUACAGAAAUGCUCUGGAGAAGGGCUUUGUGCUGUUGUUCAACCCAACUCAGACAUGCACAACUCAGCAUAUAUUUCUGUCCCCCCACUUUGGCUGUGGGGGUCACAGCUGGAAUCUCCCCAGCUCACUCAGCAUCAGACACCUCAAUACAACAUCUCAAUACAACAUGCAGCCUGGCAGCUCAGGAAUAUUCCCCAUCUUGUGGGAAGCCUGUGAAGGCCAACAGGUAACAAAGCCAGUAUGUGAACAACACACAAAACCAUGCCUGAACAGAGGGGGAAGGAAAAUAAUAUAUAUAAAUACAUAUGCGCAGAGUCCUGACUCAACUGCCCACCUCCUCUUCCAUUUUUUCUGCAACCUCAUUUCCACUGGGGGCAGCAUCACCACCACCACCAUUGACAGCCGGUUCUGCUUUAGAUUUCUUAGCUUCAUUGUCUCCCUGGUGGGUCUCCUCCUCUGGUUUCCUCUGAAGACAAAAUUGUUUAGUCUUCACUAAGUAGAAAUAGCAGUUCCAAGUAUUUUUAGAAAGUCAGCAUCUAGAUGUCAUUGUACAUUACUUAUUUAAGCUCUACUUGCCAGGUUCAAGAACUUAAAAGUGUUAGGAUUUAACCAAAGCUCUUAAGCACAAACAUCGCAGUCAAAGUAUAACCAGGAAGAUUAGGCAACUGCCAGUAACUACAGUGCUGAGUUAUCCUUACAGUUUGGCAGGGGAAUGGGUUACUGUUGAGCUAAGUAAUACCAUCUAGGUGAAUAGAUGGUAUUUACAGUCAUCCAUGUGAAGCAGAUCAAAGCUGCUACUAACAAACUUGAACUCAAAGCAGCCAGCAUAACACAGGGCAGGCUGUGCCACAACAGAUGGAAUCUUAAUUUUUAUAUUACAUACAGGAUGAUUAGCAAUAUGAGCAAUUCUAGAAAAAAAAAACAAUACCUUUAAAGGAACCUUAUGUCCAAUAUAUCCCAUUCUCUUAGUGAGACAUACUUAGCAUGGCUACACACUAGAACUGGCUUUGCUGUUUUUCAAGUCUGAUUCUCCAUUUCCACUUGGAAAGAAGGGAACCCAACACAGCCUGGUUGUUUUCAUUGUUAUUUCUGAAUAUCUCUAGGCUGCCCUGCUCCUCCUGCAGAUUCUCAAGGGAGCAGGGCAUUUGCUCAGGGAACAUCUCCCAGAAGGCAAACAAACCAGCCCUGCAGCUGCAUCAGUGUGGGUCAGGCACGGUGCUGAACCAUCACCAACACAUCUGGAGGCUGGAUGGUUCCCAGACUCAUUACCUCCCAGUGGAAAGGAGUUUUAACACACUAUUUCUGUUACUAUUUUUAAGUGUUCUUCCAGGCAUCAUAGAAAAAGCUCUAAGCCAAGAAAUCCAACAGUAGAGGGCAAAACAACAAUACUCUGACAAACUGUUUAUUCUAUUAGUGACUGCUGGACUCACCUUUUUCCUGACCAGGUGAGAGAUGUCUGUAACACACUGAGAUGCUCCAUCAGCUGCUUUUCUUACUGGAAUCUAUUAAGAAACAAACACUGACGUGUCAAUAACAGCAAGCCAUAAUCCUUAAAGCAGACAUGAAUUUUCUCAACAACUUUCUCUGUCCAACUUACUGUAGAAACAGAGCCGCUGCCUUCGCUUUGUGCAAAACCAGAUGUAGUUCCAACCUAGAAAAGCAGAAGAAAUAGUUAAUGAGCACAGUCAUUUAUUCACAAAAGGCCAAUACACAGUUUAGGAAGAGGCAGAAAAUCCAACCGUGUCUUACUGCAUUCUGCUUCUACGCUUACAUAUAGGAGAGACAGAAGAAAAGCUCACGUGGUGAUGUAACACUCUCUUAAGUCUCUCAUUUGACUUAGUGCUCAGAAGCUUAACAAAUUCAAGUUCAGGUUGGAACAGUUAAUUUCAGUAUACCCGCUAUUAACCCUUAGAUUUUAACUGCCUAAGUUAACUUUCUGCUCUUUAUGAAGUCUGAGCUUCUCCCAUUACUGGUUUACUUCAAGCCUCACAACAAAUGUUUGGGUCAAAGGAAAAUGCAGGAUGCACUAACCAGAGUUGCCUUCAAUGCCAGCUCAGCUACCCUCGCACUCUUUUGAGACUCCUUUGAAUCCUCUAUUUUUUCUUUGAUUUCAGGGAGAAGUCCCUUCAGUUCUUCAAUCUCCUUCUCAUCUUCAGGGGACCCGCUUUCUG
Molecule: messenger RNA, 4207 nt
Organism: Coturnix japonica (Japanese quail)
Lineage: Eukaryota; Metazoa; Chordata; Aves; Galliformes; Phasianidae
Gene: CCDC17
Product: coiled-coil domain containing 17
Source: RefSeq, a predicted model, not a curated record